Uncinocarpus reesii 1704 is the source of this 189-nucleotide messenger RNA. RefSeq lists its product as uncharacterized. NCBI's taxonomy places the organism in Eukaryota, Fungi, Ascomycota, Eurotiomycetes, Onygenales, Onygenaceae. The record is from RefSeq and is a predicted model, not a curated record. The transcript is spliced from 2 exons. Bases 1 to 189 code for a protein of 62 amino acids.
AUGACCUUUGCGGCUGGCCUGGCUGCCGAUUUACUACGUUCCCAGCGGCUUUUUCUUGUUAAGAACAUGCUCUCUGUCGACGAGAGGCUGGUUGUGCCAGAGUGGUCGGAGACGGCGCUGUUACCGGGUAUGAGAGGCAUUGACUUGUUAUGCUUCGAAAGACAAGAUGCUAAAGCUCCACAGAUCUAG